Molecule: messenger RNA, 858 nt
Organism: Ostertagia ostertagi
Lineage: Eukaryota; Metazoa; Nematoda; Chromadorea; Rhabditida; Trichostrongylidae
Source: the annotation of a GenBank genome assembly
CCGGUCACUCUUCAAUGCGGCCACUCUUUAUGCUCGAAAUGUUGCACUGCUCUGUUGGAGUCGUACGGCGCAAACACGGUACCACGCCGUUCAAGAAUUCGCAUGGGGUUGAGCAGCGUGAGCUAUACGCAACUCGAAAGAAAGAGCAGUUUCCAAUCUGUCUCCUCUGUUCGGUCAGUUGGCCUUGCCUAUAAAUCGCCUCAAUGUAUCGUAUGCGGCGAACGUCCGAAGACGACACCUCCAGUACCUAAUCUAGAACUGGCAGUAUUCUUACGCACUCUGAAAGCUGAGAAAAUGACCGAACACGAAAAUCCAGCUUACAGAGAGAACAUUGAUGAUGACGGUUUAUCCGAUGACGACUACAAUUGCAAACGCAUAAGGGAAUGCAGAAUUGGUGUGAUGGGUGCAUCAGGCGUGGGAAAAACUAGCCUGACUCGGGUACAGUAUGGGAAUGAUAUUCUGUUCAGCGAUCUGUUAGGAAAACGUACGGAAGCCAGCCUCAGCAACACAUUUAUGAUCGAUAUUAUAGACUCUGAUAAUAGCGAGCAUUGCAUUCAAACUUCUCAAGGAUUUGUCAUAAUGUAUUCAAUCACCGAUCGUGAGUCGUUUUAUGAGGCUGCCGACAUCUUCACCGCAAUUGAAAGAGCCAGAGGAGGCAAGGUUCCAAUAGUGCUGGUUGGCUCCAAAUCGGACCAGCAUAGGAAGCGUCGUGUAACGGCGUUUGAAGGGCAAACUCUCGCUAGACACAUGGGCUGCCCAUUUAUUGAGAUCUCAGCAAGGAAUAAUGAUUGCGUCAAUGAGGCGUUCCUGGAGCUCAUGAGAAUUGUGGAGCGACGCCGAUUGAUGUUUUGUUCAUAA